AGCAUCGUCCUCCUCCAAAAGACGAAAGAGCCUGAGAAAGCAGGAGCCGAGCCAGAGCCCCUCUGCUCUCCCCAGCACAAAUUUAAUCCCAGCUGCAACUUUUCCUUCGCUGGCGGGGCUGCGCUGGGGCUCCAGUAGUGCUGGGGUGUGUUUUCCCCCUCUCUCCCCCCUCCCCUAGAUUGAUUUUAGCGGAGAGGGAGGGGGGGUGGGGAAUCCUUUUUAUUGCAGAGCCCGGCUCGCUUUGCAAGCCUUCCUCCUCCUCCUCCUCCCCUGCUUUUUGUGCCCGCCGCAGCAGGGCUGGCCAGGCCGGGGGAGGGAAGCGAUGGGAAGGGGAGGUCGCCCCCUCCUCUCCCUCUGUGUGUUUUUUUUGCAGGUGUGUCAAUUUUAAUUCUGCCCAGUAGGUGGGACUUGGUGACUUUCGCACCGUUUUUUGUUAUUUAUUUAUUUCGCCGGCUGCCUCCCCAGCCUCCCGUUGCAAUCCUCCGGAGCGGCUGGCGGGGAGCGGCGGGCGGCGGGCGCAGGCGGCCGGGCCGGCAUGCAUCCCCGCCCGCUGCCGCUGCCCCUGCCCUAGCGGGAAUUACAGCCUCUCCGAGCCAGCUGCCAGCAUGAUUUCAUCUGCUGGAGGAUUUUUGCAUCUGAUCGCUUGAGGUUUUGUCGUGUUUUUAUUUUUUUUUUUUUUCUCCCUCUGUCUUUGUUUCCUUCCCCCUUUCCCCCCCUUCCCCUCCCUCCAUCCCCCCUUUCCUCCUCCUCCUCUUUUUUAGAAACAGCAAUCGGAGAUGGAUGUCUCUCUUUGCCCUACCAAGUGCACUUUCUGGAGGGUAUUUUUGCUCUGGAGCAUUUGGGGAGACUAUCUGCUUUCGGUGCUGGCUUGCCCUGCUAAUUGUCUUUGCAGCAAGACAGACAUCAAUUGCAAGAAGCCGGAUGAUGGGAACCUCUUCCCUCUCUUGGAAGGGCAGGAUUCAGGCAGCAGCAAUGGCAACACGAGCAUCAAUAUCACGGACAUCUCAAGGAACAUCACUUCCAUACACAUAGAGAACUGGAAGAACUUGCAGACGCUGAAUGCUGUCGACAUGGAGCUGUACACGGGACUCCAGAGGCUGACAAUCAGGAACUCAGGACUACGAAACAUCCAGCCACGCGCCUUUGCCAAGAACCCUCACCUGCGCUACAUAGACCUCUCUGGGAACCGGCUCACCACUCUGUCAUGGCAACUCUUCCAGACCCUGCGACUCUUUGAACUGAGACUAGAGAGGAAUCUUUUCAACUGCAGCUGUGACAUCCGCUGGAUCCAACUCUGGCAGGAGAAGGGUGAGGCGAACCUGCAAUACCAGGAGCUCUACUGCAUGAACAUAGAUGCUGCCAUCAUCCCUUUGCAGGAGAUGAACAUCACCCAGUGCGACCUCCCUGAGAUCAGCGUGAGCCACGUGAACCUGACGGUGCGGGAAGGGGAGAAUGCUGUCAUCACCUGCAACGGCUCAGGCUCGCCACUGCCUGACGUCGACUGGACGGUGGCUGAUCUCCACUCCAUCAACACGCACCAGACCAACCUCAACUGGACCAAUGUUCAUGCCAUCAAUUUGACCUUGGUGAAUGUCACCAGUGAGGACAACGGUUUCCUGCUUACCUGCAUUGCCGAGAACGUGGUGGGGAUGAGCAAUGCCAGUGUGCUGCUCACAGUCUACUAUCCCCCUCGCAUCCUAACCCUGGAGGAGCCGGUGUUACACCUGGAGCACUGCAUUGCGUUUGCAGUGCAUGGGAACCCAGCUCCCACCCUUCACUGGCUGCACAAUGGCCAGGUCCUCCGUGAGACAGAGAUCAUCCAUAUGGAGUUUUACCAACAAGGGGAAGUGUCUGAGGGUUGCCUGCUCUUCAACAAACCCACUCACUACAACAAUGGCAACUACACGAUUGUGGCCACCAACCAGCUGGGCUCAGCCAACCAAACCAUCAAAGGACACUUCCUUGAAAAGCCCUUUCCAGAGAGUACGGACAACUUUGUCUCAAUUGGCGAUUAUGAAGUGAGUCCCACCCCACCGAUCACUGUGACCCACAAACCAGAGGAGGACACUUUUGGGGUUUCCAUAGCAGUUGGGCUGGCAGCUUUUGCUUGUGUCCUCUUGGUCGUCCUCUUUAUUAUGAUCAACAAGUAUGGCCGGCGGUCCAAGUUCGGGAUGAAAGGUCCCGUGGCAGUGAUCAGCGGAGAGGAAGAUUCAGCCAGUCCCCUCCACCACAUCAACCAUGGCAUCACGACGCCCUCAUCCCUGGAUGCUGGCCCGGACACGGUGGUGAUCGGCAUGACCCGCAUUCCUGUCAUCGAGAAUCCCCAGUACUUCCGACAAGGUCACAACUGCCACAAGCCAGACACGUAUGUCCAGCAUAUUAAGAGGAGAGACAUCGUUUUGAAGAGGGAGCUGGGAGAAGGUGCCUUUGGGAAGGUGUUCUUGGCCGAGUGUUACAACCUCAGCCCCACCAACGACAAAAUGCUGGUGGCAGUGAAGGCGCUGAAAGACCCCACGUUGGCAGCCCGCAAGGAUUUCCAGAGGGAGGCAGAGCUGCUCACCAACCUGCAGCACGAGCACAUCGUCAAGUUCUAUGGGGUGUGUGGUGACGGCGACCCCCUCAUCAUGGUCUUUGAGUACAUGAAACACGGGGACCUGAACAAGUUCCUGAGGGCACAUGGCCCAGAUGCUAUGAUCCUCGUGGAUGGGCAGCCUCGACAAGCCAAAGGGGAGCUAGGGCUAUCCCAGAUGCUCCACAUCGCUAGCCAGAUCGCCUCUGGAAUGGUGUACCUUGCCUCCCAGCACUUUGUCCAUAGAGACCUGGCCACCAGGAACUGCUUGGUCGGAGCCAACCUGCUGGUGAAGAUUGGAGACUUUGGGAUGUCAAGAGAUGUCUACAGCACUGAUUACUACAGGGAAGGGCCGCGUCCGAAGGGCCAGUUCAGCGCAGCGUGGCAGCGACAGAGACUGGCACCACCGGCAGCUGCAACAGUUGGAGGACACACCAUGCUGCCUAUCCGCUGGAUGCCUCCGGAGAGCAUCAUGUACAGGAAGUUCACAACAGAGAGUGAUGUCUGGAGCUUCGGGGUGAUCCUCUGGGAGAUCUUCACAUAUGGGAAGCAGCCAUGGUUUCAGCUCUCAAACACAGAGGUCAUUGAGUGCAUUACCCAAGGCCGAGUUUUGGAAAGGCCUCGAGUCUGCCCCAAGGAGGUUUAUGACAUCAUGUUGGGCUGCUGGCAGAGAGAACCUCAGCAACGGCUCAACAUCAAGGAGAUCUACAAGAUCCUUCAUGCUCUGGGCAAGGCCACACCAAUCUACCUGGACAUCCUUGGCUAGAAGUGGCCACUUGUCAAAAAUCCCUGCUCCUUCCUUCCACCCUUCCUUCCCUCUCCCCCUCCCAAGUCCUUUGCCCCUCAGCUCCCAAGCAAACAUCUACAUAUAAACUCAAGUGCCUGCUACACAUACAACACUGAAAAAAAAAACAAAACAAAAAGCAAACCAACAAAAAUCCCAGAAAACAACCUGUAAGGCAGUUUGGCUUAUAUAUAUUUAUAGAUAUCUCUCUAUAUAUAACUUCCACACCAAUACAGAAAGAAGCUGCUGUUACAGAAAAUUAUAAGACUUUAAAAAAAAAAAAAAAAAGAAACAAAAAAGGGAGAAAAAAGUACUUAAAAGAUAUAUAUAAUUAAAAAAAAAAAGAAAGAAAGGAGAAGGUAUCUUUCCCCGAACAAUGAAGCAGUGAAUUCUAACCCUGCUGGGAGGAUGGUUCGGGCUGCUGGGCAGGGCUCUGCAGUGGCUACAACAGCAAUGCCAUCCUGGGUAGGAGCCCCAGGAGGAAAGCCUUGCCCUGGUUGUAUGAUAUGCACUGAAUGUGUGAAAUCAGUCCUCCCCUUUCGUCCUUGCCUCCUUCCCUCCUUCCUAGCCCACAGGUGAUGGGCACAAACCCAGGGCAGUGCCCCUGGAUGAACUCUCUUUUACCAAGCCCUUUACUCCCUCCAAGUCCUUCCCCAUCCCUCUCUGCCUUCCUGCCUUUUUCCUCCCUCCAACAUUUCAGGACAAUUUUUCUAAUUUGCUGAUUCUUAAGUGUAUAGACUCAAGGCUUUCAAACACACAGUCAAAGGAUUGUGGCACCUACGGGUAAACACACACCGGGAACCAGCUGCCCUCCUGCAGACAGUGAGCCAGCCGGACCCAGACCUCCCUCCUGCCCCAUGCUGGCUGCUGCCAGGGCUGGGACAGUAGUGGGACCAAAGCAGCUGCGCGAGGGGGUUGAGGAGGGGUCCUGGAGACCUGGUCCUGAAUCAUCCCCAAUCCAUUUCAGUGUGCAAGACAGGAGUGCUGUUCGUCCAGGAUGCCCAGCACAGGCGGCAACUUUGGGAGGAACAACCCCCAUCCCCACCCCUCCUUUUGCUCCCCACCCUUCACAUUUGCUAGCAGCCAUGGGGAUGUCCCCCCUCCCUCAGCUGUCUGUACCAGGGCCAAAUUGGUCCCUGGUGUAAAUGUUCAGUGGACAGGUUUCUCCCCGCAUGGGAGAAAAGCUGCAGCGUGCAGACAGCUGGGAGCAUGCCUGCAUCCUGGCUGGGCAUGCUUAUGGGGUCAGCAUAUGCCAGUACUCUUCCUCCCCAUCCUUUUCCCUUCCCCAUCCCUGCCCCAUGCCUCAGUCCAAGCCUCAGGCAUAAGCCAGUGGGGGACAGGGAGGGGGACAAGGCUUGUGAGAUGGCUGGGAACCUACCAACACCUGCCUGCAGCCCCCUUGCCAUUCUCCUCACGUCCCCAUCCCCUGAAAGGAUUGAUGCAUCUGCCUUUGAGCUGUUGUGAAAUGCAGAGGCUGAAGAAUAGCUCCACAGGCAGCCCCGGGAGAAGGGGGGGAAGGAGGGGAAGGUGCCUUCAGGAGCAGACGGCUCAGCGGAUGGCCAGAGCAGCCAGCCUUGCAUCUCAAUGAGGAGAAAGGCCUGACAGGCAGCGACAGGGGGUGGUGGGGACAGCAAGGGAGAGACAGAAGCACCCUCCCUAUAGCCCAUCUCCCUUGAGCAGGAAAUAAUCCUGACCUGGGGAAAGGCCGAGUGAGAAGCUGAAUCCUGUGUGUCCAGACUGGGCUGAGAAUACAAAACCUUUCUGGGUCUUUUUUUCAUGUGGCUAAUGGCCGAUGAGGGGGAACCUCAGCUUGGCAGCUGCUCUCAGGAGGCAGGGAGUGGCUGCCACAGGCAUUGUAAGGGAAAUUUUGCGAAGGCAACAACCGCUGGCAUAAAAAUAGCCUGCUUGGCUGUGGUGCUUGCCUGGAAGGGAAUGCAGAUGGGGGAAGAGGAGAUGCAGAAGGGAUCUUGGCUCCUUCCCUGUGGCCAGGGUAUGCAUGGCCAGGAUGCAAGGGGGGGUGGGUGACUCUGACUGCAACCUGGUUACGGCCAGCUACUGAAAGGGGAAGAUUUUGCAUCCUUUCCUCGUCACACCUUGUAUCUUGCCAUUCUCUACUUCCCACCCAUGGCUCUGGCAUGACCUGGCUUAUGGUUUCAGCCAGGGGCAAGGGACACUGCUACAAGGAGGUUUGUGUUGGAAGCAGUGGCUGUGGGUUUAUUCUGUGCUUGUGUAAAGAGCAGUGCAAGCUUGAUGUGGGAGAUGAUGGGUGGCAGUAGCCGUGUGGGAGUAAGAAUGUAACCUUCCUCUGCGUGUUAGAGAGAUCUGGUCGAGUGGGACAGGCUCAUGCCAAUGGAGGCUGGACGGACUGAUGCUGAACAGGCAUGGACACCAAAGAUAGCAUGGUCAGGGACAAGGGUGUGGACCAGUGCCAGGAGUCUGCACACAGAAACAGCAUACCAUGCCACCUCUCAAUAGCAGGAUCUCCCUCCUUUGGGAGAGGACAUCUAGUUUUCCUCAUCUGCCUACUUAUGUCCACCUUUGGGAGUGAAAAAGAUUCAUUGGAGGAUUGCUAGCCCUGGCCUGGCUCCCUUUGUAUGCAGCCUACUUUGGCUGAAAGGACUGCAGAUUCUGUACAAGGGGAGAACAAGUUAAUGGCCCAGUGUCUCCAAAAGAAAACCCUUCCCUCAGGCUGCCUGUCUCUUUCCCCAAAUGACUUCUUGCUCUUGUGGCUCCCAGGCACUAUGCCAGAUCGCGCAAGUCCACCAUUUUGUCCACCUCUUGCUUUCAUGCUGUCAUUUAUCUUUUGGCCAAUGUGAGGGCCCUUACACUAUAAAAUCACCUACAGACAUUGUGUUCCCAUGUUUGAUGAGAUUUCCCCGUCAUCAUUCUGCACAGCAGCUACAUCCUCCUUUCCUUCCUUUCCUCCUUCCCCUCCUCCCCAGCACCACCACCCUGUUCCUUCUGUCACCCUUUUGUAUGGUCACAACAGCAAGGCAAGCUCAGAAACUGAGCAUGACACUGAGCCUUGGUGCCACAUGGUUAGAAAUAAGUGGUCUAUGAGAGGCAAGGAGAUGGGUCCCCAGAAGAUGUGAAGUGGCUGAGACAAAGUUUCAGGCUGUCUGACUGCUUUACUGUUAGCCCCACCAAAUGCAGCGACUGCCUCAGAAAAAGGUCCUUUUGUCAAACUUAAUUGUGAACAAUUGCUCAGAAGAGCAGGAUAAGCUGCAGUUCUGCGGUGUGACUUCUCCCUGGCUGCUACUGCUGCUUUAUGCCCCUUGGCCUGUUGGUGCUGGAUGGAGGUUUGUUGGGGGGGAGAAGGAGGUUGUUUUGUAUUCAGAGACAUGAUGGAAACUGCUACAUCCCUUUUUGGCAUGACAGUUUUGGAGGGGAAGAGCUAAAGCAGCUGGGCUGAAUUCCUGGUGAACAUCCUGAGACCUCAUUUCCAGAAUCACCUUCCCUGGACCAGAAGCGGAGCUGCCCAUCUGCACGGGUGAUGGUGCUUUUCACUGUAGGAAGAAGGCUCUGGGGUGGCCCUGCCACCACCCUACAGCAUGUGAGAGGAGGAGGAAGAGCAAGUUUGGGAGGAAAAUCUCACCAAGUGCCAUAAAUCUGAGUGUGGGGACUGUUUGUAGGCAAAGGGAAAUGAAUUCAUGCUCCUUCUCCAUUUCCAGGAGAGAUACUUAUUGUUGCCCUGCCUCCGCUAAGAGGAGUUAUCCCUGCUGCCUGGGAACACCUGUAGGUCUCACCCAGCUCUUGAGCAAGCCAGACCUAAUGCCCAGGCAGAUGUUCCCACCACCCAACCUCUUCCAUCUGCAUUUUUCUCAAAAGGUUUGUGAAAGGGAGCUGUGAGGAACCCUGGUCUGAGCAGUGCUGAGAAGGAGCCAUGGAGUCCUCCCUGUCACAGCUGCAUCCUGCUCUGUGAAAAUUAAAAUUGUUAGCACCAACUCAGUCACCCAAGGGUGUCACUGAAAUUAUGCUUUCUUGGACGUGAAGCUGUUAUUUUGGUGCAUGGUACCGAUGGCAAUCACAUGACAAAGCUGCAAACUAUGGACGGUAUAGGUGGCUCCAGCCUUAGGGGCUCAUCAGUGACCUGUCUUGUCUUCUCCAGCUGUUACUUUUCCUUCCACCCUAGCCUGUGAGGUUGCAAGAUGAAAACUGAAAUGUAGCUGAGGGAAGACAUGCAACAAUCUGCCAGACUGAAAGUCCACCCUGUCUCCCACAAAGCUUGGCCAUCUGGUCCUUUUAAAUGUCCCUCAAUGCAUGAAUUUUGGGGUUGAAAAAGAGCCUGGGUUGCCUCAUUUCAGGUCUGCCCUUGGGUCCACAGGCUGUUGAAUUGCAGACAGGUGACUCUGGGAAUAUGUGCUGCACAGACAAAUGUGAAAAAUCUGGAAUGCCUUUAGAGAGGCUGCUUGCUUGCGACACGUUAGCUUUGAGCUCUCUGCUUGUCCCCUGGAGUGGGUGUACAAGGUGAGAAAAUAUGUGGGGAAAUAAAAAAGCCAAGGAAAGGGAAAGGCUGGUUUUAGAAGGCAAGUGAGUAUCUUGGGUUUGGAAAUUGAGACUGGUUUCUGGAGUGUGGCACAGAAUUUUAAGUAGCACAGUGGAUACAAGCAAAAAAAAAAAACUAAAAGAAAAUAGCAACAUAUUAAAGCUCCAGGAAAAGUUAGCUAUAAUGCUGGGUAUAUUCUGGUUUAAAAAGGAGACAGAAACCAAUAAAAGCAAGGGACCAUUUAUCCAGGCAGAAAACAAAAUUUCUAGGGUUUGUGCUUCUUUGUGAUUUUUUCUUUUCUAUAAGAAAAUACAGCUAAAAAAAGGCCUGAAAAAGUUAUGUUUUUUCAGGGCCACAGACGGAAGUAUGAUACAACAUGAUCUGUUUUCUUUCAUGUGAAAGGCUCUUAUUUCCCAGAACUCAAAUGUAUGAGUUUCCCUGACGUCAGGAAAUGGGUUAAAGAAUGCAGACCUUGGUCACUGCAAGCCCAUGAAACCAGAAGUAGUUCUGAACACUGGAUCAGCAGGCAUUCAUGUGCCAAUCUGCGUGGAGAGAGUAUUUUGUUCAGCAAUGUUAACAUCUUAAGAAGUUUUGUUUAAUCUUUCUCAUUUACUCCCCUCUCCUCCCGAGAGUGUCUACAUCCUUUGCCCAACUGUACUCCCAAUGGUUAAUGUGAGUGUCUGAUUUUUUGGCAUAUCAUAUGUCCACCUUUGCUGAUCUGACCAGGAAUCAGCUAAAACACUACAACCAUGGCUCAUAUCCUAUGUUUCUGUAACAGCUGUAUGUGUGUUCUCUGGUCGUAAGGUAGUAGUGAGGAUCAGCAAGCUGAAUAAAUGGGAUCCUGGCUGUGGUGCCACACUAUAGUGGCUCUGCUGAUGGCUGGAAGGCUACAGGCAUCCACAGGGCUCCUCUGCUAUGGGACUCAGCAGGCAUGGGCAUGCUUUGACACAGCCCAAAAUGCUUAUUCUCAAUUCAGAUGCAGUGGCUUUCUGAUGAAUGGUAGGGUCAUGGAGCCAUGGCACAACAAUGCUGUCUCCGAAUGAACACCAAAGACAGAAAAAGAGAAAGUUUGCCUCUUGGCACAGCUUUCCAGGAGUAGACAAACUUGCUUAACUCUAAUGUGCCUUCCCAACCCCCACCCUGAAGCACCUCUUACAUCAGUAUGCAUUUAAUGUUUCUUUAAGUAGCUGCUAAGUCCUAAAAAUAUCUUUUCCCUUUGCUACUCUCCCUGCAAUCAGGAAUAUUAUGUUUCAAGCCUGGAGAAAGUAGGUGUAUUCAAAACAUCCGUUCUGGCUGGCAGUGUCAGAAAUGACACAGGCAGAGACGUUAGUUGCUGCUCCAGGAGGAAUGCAGGAGCAUUCCUUUCUCCUGUACCUCUAAUUCCUUUCCAGUACAUUACUGAGCCAUGAAACAGCUCCCAGAGAGAAGUGAUAGGAGUCCAAUUGCUUGCAGCUUUGAAAAACUGAACUGGAGAAAGUGAUAAGAGACCAAAGAGAAAGAAGGACACGGCUUUCUUCAGGGGCUGAGCUAAGAUAGGUUGACUUCAUUGUGAUGGCUUGAGUUUCUCACAGACCCAAUCUGACAGGUCAGACUAAAGGAAUGACCAUUGGCUCCUCCUUCCACAUUUUUAGCAUGUCUCCAAGAGGAAAAGUGGCACAACAAAUAUAACCACCACUUCCUCUCGCUUUUAGGAGUCCUCUAUGGUAACUGGUCUCCCGCUCAGCACAAGCAACUGAUCCUACAGCUGAAAACUUGAGCAGUUGUUCUGAGGGAGUGUUUAACUGCUGAACUACUGGCUUCUUAGGACAAGGUCCCAGCAGGGAAGGACUGAAAUAUCUCUAAAGAAAAUCAUAGCUCUAGGAGGCCCGAAUGCCUUCUUGCAUGCUUUCUCUCGCUCUCUGCUGGCUUCCAACCUCCUCAGUCUUUGCUCCUUGAUACUUAGGUAGCUGAGUUUCUGCAUUCACUCCCUUUUCAGAGCACAGAGAGCUGGCGAAGCUGUUUGAUUUCGAUGUGGUAGGUGAGGUAAGAUUUCUCCCCCCUGCCCUCUUCUUUUUCUUCCUGUGCGGCUCCUGUCCUUGCAGUUCUCAGGACUUGACUAGCAGAGUUUUUAAAUGAAGUGGAAGUCUUAAUGUGAGGUGAAUCCCAAGACCACAAACAGUUUGGACUUCAAACAGUGAGAAAAUUGGCGCCGAAUGAUUCCGCACACAAAGCAGAAAACUUUCAUUUCCUGCAGGCAGGAUGGAAUUGACUGUUAUAUUAAGACUUCAGAAGGAACACUGCCCCGGAGUAAUUUCACUGCUGUCAGGCAGUGUUGACAUCUAGAUUAACCUCUGUGCAGUGAAUUUUACAGCAAAGCUCAUUGUAAUGCAUGUGGGGUAUCUCCUGUAAAUCCCAGCUGAAGCCCAUAUUGUCCCACCCUUCUGCAGAGGAGAAAGGGUCGGGGAGCAGCCACUACCAUUUUUGACCCCAGCAGAGUGUGACUCUAACCUCAUCCAGGCCAGUUCUGCUGAAACUGAUUUUCUACUGUGCUAAAGUGACAGUAGCUCCAUCUGGGUUUUUUUUUUUAAUUCCCCAAAGAGGUUUAUAUCACAAAGCUGACAUUUUUUCCUAGUGACAAAGAACUCCCUUCACGUAUCCACCCAGCAACCCAGUCCUAAUUAUAAGGCACUAGUUAACCAGUGGCAAUUAGCUGCUUGCACUGAUUAACUCCAGCACAUACAAUCCCUACACACAAUGCUGUGAUCAGAUGCUAUCCAGGACUAAAUGGUAGACAAACUCCCAGCUGAUGUGAGAUGAUGGCAUCCAGUUCUACCCACCAGCCCACAGGCACACUAUUAACUCUGCCUACCACACCAAAACUGCAUGAAUUAAAGUAGUUCACAUAGUUCAUUCAGUGCAAGUCAGAGGACAUUGCAAAAGAAGUCUCUUGACUUCUGAACUGAAUGCUCCCCCUGUUAAGUUGGAAGCAGAGGCCAGACCCCAAGUCCUUUUGUCUUUUGCUGUAAGAGUAGGUCGAGCAGCAAGAUUUUCCAGGCAGGAGCAUGACAACUUCUUCACUCUUAUGUGAGUAGAGACAAUCCUGUCUGUGGUUCUCAAUAUGCAUCUCUGAGAUGCACUUCUUUGUAAAAAAAAACACCAUUAGCAACUAAAAAGAAAUGGAAGAGGAAAGGAAGGUAUUUUUUGUUUGUGUGUUUUUCCUACCCCUUCUUAUUCAUAUACUUAUUUUCAUACUCAGACAUUGCUCUGCAGUCAUCUGCAGGAGGUUCUAGGCAAGAGACAAGCUAUCAGGUGCAGAACAGAUUAGCUACUAACCCUAAGGGCAAAUCUCAACAGUACUAGAAGUCUCUUUCAGGGCCCACCCACUCUCUCACCCACAGCUUUUCAUAGGAGUUACUGUUGCAUUUGUCAAAGUCUUUGGAUAACCUAUGAAGAGAGGACAUGCCCGUAGUUCCCCCUGAUCCUCAUAGAGUUUUGUGCCCCUGGCAUUUCUGUAAUCAAGCCCAUCAGGAAGAUUGCUUCAAACUAACAUUUACUAUCCCCAAUCAGAAUACAACUGCAAAGGCUACCCAAGGUUAUAGAGAAGGUCAAGCUGUUGCUUUGGACUGGAAUUUGCUUUGGAAGGAAUUUGAUGGACCAAUUUAACCACCACAGCACAUCAAAACCUGGUGGCUUCAUUUAAAAAGUAAUCAGUAUUGUAUUUCGCUUUAGACAUCCGUGCAUUAGUGUUCUGCAAAUAUGAUUUCCUCUUUGUUUGCAUUAUUGAUGCCAUAAAAUGUCAGACACAUUAAAGAAAAAAAAAAAAGAGGCCAACCUUUGGGGUUUGGAAUGAUUCUGGCUGAAUUGCAGUUGGGUUACUUUUCUUUUUAUUUCCCAUGGCGGCGAUGCACUGUUACUCAUUCUGCUAUUGCUUUACAAAGGGUUGUCUUUAAGCAUAUUUAUUCAGCCAACCACAUUUCAGGAAACACAUAACCUUGAUAUUUUUUUCUGUUUGUGGCAGUGUGUGUGUAUGUGUGUUGGUGGGGAAGGGAGGUGGAGCUUUUUACAAGAACCCUCCCAUGUCUAGUUGCAUGUUGGCUUUGUGCAGUGCUGGUGACACCCUUCUGCUCAGAGUAGUUGGUUUGAUUUAAUCUCAAGAACUGGCUUUUGUGAUCAGGAUUUGAGGUCUUCUGGUUUUGCACUGCCCAGAAUCUCAGUCAUCUGCUUUCACCAUUCAGCAGCCAUCUGCUAUCCACUAUGGUUCCUAGAUGUCUAUGCCACAGACAUCACACAGUGCUUGAGUCUCAGGCAUGCAACAGAGGAGUUUCAGCAUCUUCCAGUCAUGGACCAAUGGCAAGUGUGUUGAUUUAACUUGGUUCCUACACUCCUCCCCACCUGAGGCAUACUGACUACUGUUCCCAAGGAAAAUACUAUCAGCUGCUCAGUGCUUUUUUCUCCCAGACCAUUAACAAGCACUCGCUUUGGCAGCUAUGUGCUUUCUGCCUCACCUCUCUUAACGAAUGCUGAUCCAUUGCUCAAUUUUCCUGUGAACCUUUUGGAAGACUAUUGUCCCUCUUAAAAUCUUAAAGUUUAAAAAAUUAUCUUCCCAAGUCUUCUGUCUUCUUGAAAGUAAAAGUGAAAAAAUAGGGUGGAAUUAUCUCCCUUAUGUAGGGAUUUUAAUGAGUUGUAAGAUUUCUUUUCAGUGUUUCCUUCCAGUGAGAGAAAGACUUGGGAGCAGGGGGAGAGGAAUACAGUGGAGCAGUGUAAGGAAGGGACUCAACUAGGACUAGCUGGACUGCAAGGUCAUCUGUUCACCUACUAGGCCCUUUCCAGCUUCAUACAUCAAGAAACCUCCAGCUUCUCAUGAGUAACUUCCUGGUCAGCUCUCUUGUUCCUACUCUAGUUCCAAGGAAUGACCUUUGGAUGACCUUCAGAUCCAUCUUGUCUUCACAGAUUCAUCUCAGGUGUAUCCAAACAGCCCAAAGAAGAGAUGGCAGGGGCUGAAUGGGUGUGCAAUUCAGUGUCUUUCUCCCCCUUUCUUAUCAGGGGCAAAGACAGUGAAAGUGACAGAACAGGAAAAUUACUUUUCCCAACAGGAGUGAUCCAGUUAUUUUUUAAACUCAGAUAUUUAAGAUGCCAGCAGCAGUACCUAUAAAUAUGCCUUGAAAUGUUGAAUGAGCACAAGGAGUCUAUUUGAUUUUGGUUUUAUGCCUGUAAUUUCUCUCACCAAGAAUUCAGCUGUUACUCAGCUCCCAGCAGGUUGUUUUGAUUGCUGGAGCGAUGGUUGGGAUUGAUUCUGGCUGUGUUCUGUUCAAGUCCAGCCUCAUUCUUAUGUAGCUAGAUUGAGACAAUAGAAAUAAUCAGCAAGGGACUGAAUUGUUGUUCCUGUGUAACUAAACUUUCUUGUGCAAUACCAGGAUAAACCUUGAAGGGGUUGAACACCCACAACUUUGUCUGAAGUCAGUAAAGGAUGUGGAUACUGAAAGGCACUGAAGAUCACUAUGAUGUUAGGAACAGAACAGCAGGAGAGAGGAAGAGAAAUACUACAAGAAAAAACCCAAAUAUGAUAUCAGAAAAGACAUUGGUUUGUUGAUAAUUCAAGCAAAUCCAUCGCAGUACAUGAGAAAAGACUCAGAAUAUUCACCCCGGCAACCAAGAACAUUGGCCAUCAGGACAGGAGCAGCUCUCUAUCCUACAAACCUCCUCCCACUUUUAAUUUCCUUUUUCUACUUCUUCCACUAAUACAGAACAAAUCCUGGUUUAUGGCUUUCUUGAAAACUGAAAUUAAGAUAAGAGACAGAUUUGGGAGACGAAGACCAGAUCCUGCUGGAUGAUACAACAGCUUUGUAGCCCAGCACCUUUUCAGUAGCAAGUGUCUGGUGUGUCCCCUUUUGGUUGGUUUUUUUGGUUUGUUUGUUUUUUUUUUUUUUUUUUUUCUUUUUUAAUACAACCCCUAUUUGAUGCAGCAGGAUAAACCGGUUCAGUCCCCAACAAUAACGAUUAAAAAAGCCCCAAGUAAGCUGGAGGCUGUAGCGGAGCGGCAGCGGCGGAGCCGCGCCCCGGCGGAUCAGCACCGCGGACAGCGCCGCCGCCCCGCGCCGCUCCCCCCCGGAGCCCUGCCCGCUCCUGGGGAGCCCCGCUCCCGGGGGAGCCCUGCCUCUGGGGGAGCCCCGCUCCCGGGGGAGCCCUGCCUCUGGGGUAGCCCUGCCUCUGGGGGAGCCCUGCCUCUGGGGGAGCCCCGCUCCCGGGGGAGCCCUGCCUCUGGGGUAGCCCUGCCUCUGGGGUAGCCCUGCCUCUGGGG
Molecule: messenger RNA, 14116 nt
Organism: Phalacrocorax carbo (great cormorant)
Lineage: Eukaryota; Metazoa; Chordata; Aves; Suliformes; Phalacrocoracidae
Source: RefSeq, a predicted model, not a curated record